GCGCCGUGAACGGAAUGCGCAGGCGCGAUAACUUUCGCUCGAUUGAUCUGGUCUGGCUGAGGGCAGUGAGUGUGUGUGUGUGUGUGUGUGUAGCGAGCGCCGAGCGCAUCGAGUGGAGUGUUGCAUUCACUCUGUGCUAAUCAGCUUAUGGUUGUAGAGCAGAAGAGUGUGAGUGUGGGAGACACUGAGAUUGGAGGCUAGAUGGCUGGCUGCCCUGUGAACUGACUCCACACCCAGAGCAAAAGGUCAUCUGUGAGAGUAAAAGUUGCCUGUCUGCCACACCGUAUGGAAUCUCUCCCUGCAGAAUGCUCCUAUUCCCAGGCUGCUCCUAAUAAGAUUGUAGGAUGUUGCCCGCGGUGAUCCUGGAUUUCCCCACCUGACCGGUCCUGGAGCGUCUGCUGUCCAAACCAUGCUGUGCCCGUGCCGCAACAAGGCCAAGCUGCUGACGGUCGGUUUGUUGCUGCUGUCUGUCGUCACCUGGCUGUACCUGUCCGUGGGUGACACUGAAUAUGGGCUGUCUCCAGGGGCACCAGCUCCGCGCCUGUUUCCCAGAGCCCCCUCACUGCAAGAUCUGGAAGUCAGACUCCAGGAGGCUGAGGAAGAGAACGUGAGGCUGCGCCUCCAGCUGGGAGAACUGCGGAGUGCGGACCAUGGAGCUGAGGGGGGGAACGGCAGCCGGUGUUUACAGAGGAGUCUGACUGAGAAGUGUGAGCUCAUUCAUGUUGCCAUUGUGUGUGCCGGCCAUAACAGCAGCAGGGAUGUAGUGACGCUGGUGAAAUCCAUUCUCUUCCACCGGAGGAACCCGCUACAUUUCCACCUGAUCACAGACACCGUUGCUUUGCGUAUUUUGGGCAACCUGUUCAGUACCUGGAUGGUCCCGUCCCUACAGAUCAGCUUCUAUAAUGCCAGUGAUCUCAAGCCGGAGGUUUCAUGGAUCCCAAACAAACAUUACUCUGGAAUCUAUGGUUUGAUGAAGCUAACUCUGACAAAGGCGCUGCCCUCUGACCUGUCAAAGGUCAUUGUUCUAGACACUGACAUCACUUUUGCCACAGACAUUGCUGAGCUGUGGGCUAUAUUUAAAAAAUUCACAGGUGAACAGGUUCUAGGCCUGGUGGAGAAUCAGAGUGACUGGUAUCUGGGGAACCUUUGGAAGAAUCACAAGCCCUGGCCGGCUCUGGGCCGUGGAUUCAAUACAGGGGUCAUCCUGCUUUUCCUGGACAGGCUGCGUCUGAUUGGCUGGGAAGAGAUGUGGCGUCUGACGGCCGAGAGAGAGUUAAUGAGUAUGCUAAGCACCUCCCUUGCUGACCAGGAUAUAUUCAAUGCGGUUAUAAAGAGCUCGCCGACUUUGGUGUAUCCGCUUCCCUGUUACUGGAACGUGCAGCUUUCCGAUCACACUCGCUCCGAGCAGUGCUACAGUGAGCUGGCCGAUCUCAAGGUGAUUCACUGGAAUUCCCCCCACAAGCUCCGAGUCAAGAAUAAACACGUCGAGCUGUUCAGGACGCUCUAUGUCACCUUUCUGGAGUACGAUGGGAGCCUGCUGCGCAGAGAACUGAUUGGCUGCCCCAGCGACAAAGGACAAGACCAAGAGGCUGCACUGGAACAACUUGAUGAGGAAGACGUGUGUUAUGACUUCCGCAGAGAGCGCCUAGCAUCCCACCGCAUCCACCUGUCCUUCCUCCCGCAGCAAACACUAGCGGAGGAUCCGCAUGAUGUCACCUUGGUAGCCCAGCUGUCUAUGGAUAGGCUGCAGAUGCUGGAGUUGAUUUGCCGCCACUGGGAGGGCCCGAUGAGCUUGGCCUUGUACUUGUCGGAUGCAGAGGCGCAGCAGUUUCUCCGUUACGCUCAAGCCUCAGAGGUUCUGCAGUCUCGGACCAAUAUCGGUUACCACGUGGUCUACAAGGAGGGCCAGCUUUACCCGGUGAACCUCCUGAGAAAUGUGGCAUUGAGGAACGCCCAGACACCUUAUGUCUUCUUGUCCGACAUAGACUUCCUGCCCAUGUAUGGACUGUACGACAGCCUGAGGAAAUCCAUAGCACAGGAAGACAUGGCCAGCACCCAGAAAGCUCUCAUUGUUCCGGCCUUUGAAACCCUGCGUUACCGUCUGUCCUUCCCCAAAUCCAAAGCAGAUCUGCUCUCCAUGCUGGAUAUGGGGGCGCUCUACACCUUCCGAUACCACGUGUGGGAGAAGGGACAUGCUCCGACCAACUAUGCCAAGUGGAGAACAGCAACAACUCCUUACCAGGUUGAUUGGGCACCAAAUUUUGAACCCUACGUGGUUGUACGAAGAGACUGUCCUGAAUAUGACCAGCGCUUCCUGGGCUUUGGUUGGAACAAAGUGUCCCACAUCAUGGAGCUGGAUGCGAAGGGGUACGAACUAGUGGUUCUUCCCAACGCCUUCAUCAUCCACAUGCCUCAUGCUCCCAGCUUUGAUAUCUCCAAGUUCCGCUCCAGUGAAAACUAUCGCCUCUGUGUGCAAAUGCUGAAAGAAGAGUUUCACCAGGAUCUGUCCAGAAGAUACGGCUCAGCAGCUCUCAAAUACAUCGCAGCCGAGAGGAACCGGUGACCUUGGACUUCAGUCUCCUCGGCCAGCAUAAAAAGGAGACACAGACUCUGUCAUCUUACUGGACGGAACAGUCACGCAGCUGUAUAGUGGAGUGGACGGACUCACUCUGUGCCUGUGGCAGACAUUUAGGCGCCGCUGCCUUAUUAAAGGGGAGAACCUGCGUUUUGGUCAGGGUCCAUAUGUGCCUCUUUAGACCAGCUGAACUUUUGUUUCAAUUAACUUAUUUCUUUUUGCCUUACGGAGGAAUCUUGAGACAAUCAACAAACCGUCACCAUCUUCGGGCUAAUGCCGACAUUAAGUCAUAAUCACUGGAUUUAUAUAUUUAUAUAUAUAUUUUGGGAGAAGCCACUUCUUCUGCUAAGAUUUUACAAUGCUAUAUAUUUUAUUUAUUUAUGUCUGAUAUGAAGUCGGAUGUAGCACUACAGCCAGGACAGGAUUCCUGUCUGAUACUUUAUAAAAUUUUUACAAAAAAAUAAAUAAUAAAAAAAUCUAUUAUAUACACCAAUAAAA
Molecule: messenger RNA, 3073 nt
Organism: Pseudophryne corroboree (corroboree frog)
Lineage: Eukaryota; Metazoa; Chordata; Amphibia; Anura; Myobatrachidae
Gene: LARGE2
Product: LARGE xylosyl- and glucuronyltransferase 2
Exons: 16
Coding region: 410-2563 (717 amino acids)
Biological process (GO): protein O-linked glycosylation via mannose
Cellular component (GO): Golgi apparatus
Molecular function (GO): glucuronosyltransferase activity; xylosyltransferase activity
Source: RefSeq, a predicted model, not a curated record